Molecule: messenger RNA, 2359 nt
Organism: Pseudoliparis swirei
Lineage: Eukaryota; Metazoa; Chordata; Actinopteri; Perciformes; Liparidae
Product: suppressor of cytokine signaling 1-like
Exons: 4
Coding region: 301-1035 (244 amino acids)
Biological process (GO): phosphatidylinositol phosphate biosynthetic process
Cellular component (GO): phosphatidylinositol 3-kinase complex
Molecular function (GO): 1-phosphatidylinositol-3-kinase regulator activity
Source: RefSeq, a predicted model, not a curated record
CCGGAACCGAAAGUCAAGACCUUACGCAGAGCAUGCGACGGGCAGAGAAGAAGCGACCGGACGAAGAGAAGUCUGCACGGGCAAACUCAUCACAUUCUUCAGUGACACAUUGAUCAGAUCCCACCUCUUCGAUGACGUCGAAGGAUCUGGAUUCGACCCUCAGAGUGGUUGUUUAAAGCAGGAUGGAGUCUGGAAGAGGUCCGGGCAGCAGAUGACCGGCCACGCAGGGCUCAGUGAUGGAGGACCUGCGCCUCACCAGGGGAGGAAGUGGACAAGAGAAGAAGAAGUGUCCUUUCUAGGAUGGUUAGAGACAAUCCUGAUAGGAGAGUCACGCAGAGCAGGAAACAGAACCCCGCAACGGAGACGCAGAACCAAAGUCAACCACAAGGGGAACCCGCGGAACCAGAAGGAGCUGAGCCAGAGGGAAUUCAGCCGGAGAACCAAGAGCCCACGGAGAGUCAGCUGGAUUUACUGCAGUGGAGAAAACUGAAGUUACACGAAGAACCUGACACCUGGUGCCAACCGAUCACCGGAGCUGAAGCGGAGGGCUUCCCCACCCACCUCCGUCCGUUCAGCAGCGCGGCGGAGUACCGACUGGUGAAGCGCACCUACCAGCAGCUGCAGCACAGCGGCUACUACUGGGGGGCGAUGGCCAUGGAGGCGGCGCACGGCCUCCUCGCGCGGGCGCCGCUGGGCACCUUCCUCAUCAGAGACAGCGGCCAGCCAGAUGUGUUCUUCACGCUGAGUUACCAGAGCGCCGACGGCCCGACGAGCGUCCGCGUGCAGCUGAGCGACCUGCUCUUCGGCCUGAGCGGCAGCCACAGGACCUUUGCGUCGCUCUUCGGCCUGCUCACCUACUACACCGGCUCGGCCUGCAAGCUGACGGCGCCGUACCGCCGGCAGCGCCCGGAGCGCCUGAAGCAGAUGUGCAGGAGGGCGCUCACCAGCGCCCACGGAGCGGAGAACAUCGGCACCUUCCCCGGACUCAGCGCUCAAGUCAAAGACUACGUCCAGGCGUACCCGUGUUGCAUAUAGGCGCCCCGCGUUUUGCCCGUCGUUUGUGUGAUAAGUUAAAAAAUAUAUAUGUUGUGGCAUCACAAGGGGCCAGGUGGUGGAGGGACGCUACAUUCCCACUCAAGUGCAGUGGGCACAUGUCAAAAUGGCCACUCGGGUGGAAACUACAGCUCCCAGACUGCCUCACCACUCACACAGCUGCAGGUGCUUAGACAGCUAAUUGAGGGGCUGGGAAGCUUAAGAGGAGACAGAGGGGAGAGCAGAAGGAGGGAAGGAGCUGGACAAGCCAGGAGUGGAAGGGCCUCCUGAACGAACCCAAGCCCAAGAGAACGAACAAGAGGAGGACUUUGUUAAGUGGACUUUGUUUGAAGAUAAGCUUUUGUUUAAAGAACUUCCCCCCCCCCCCCGAGACGCUUUUUGUAGAGUAAUUGACUUUUUUAUUUCGUUUGACUGAAUAAACCUCCUAGACGGCACAAGGGACGGCCCGUGACGUGACAAUAUUCAGAAUUGCAAUUUGAGUAUUUCAUCUGCAAGUUGCAAUCAUUUGCACAGAAUACUCGAGAUGCAUGUCAUCCUGUCUUGAUGAAUUACCUGUGUAAUCUGCUGCUGUUUAAAGCGGCGUUGAUUGAUGUCGGACCAAAAGAGAUGCAGAUAACAUCAAAAGAAGCUGAAAUAAACAGGUACAAAUAUUAGCAAACGUUUUUUUAUGUCUGACCACUAAGGUAUAUCAGGGUCUAAUAUUCGCUCUUCUUUUACUCUUUUCAAUAGAAGCCUUGAGGCGUGACGGCCAAUCGUGUUUUUUAAUCCCGCGAGACAAUUAUCUCGGACAAGAGAGUUGUUUUCCGGGUUCGUAAUCUCAUUAUUUUUGGGAAAAUUCCAUUUCUCUGGAUAAUUGGACAAAUACCUCAUUUUCAAGAGAGAAAAGCAACAGGUUGUUUUUUCUUGAGAUAAAUUAUAGAUGAGUCCAGCUGAACUUCACGCCUCAUACAUUUGGUUCAAAUCAACAGGAUUAUAAUAUACGGGCCUCGUUGGAAUGAAGGCGUAUCGGAAGAGUUGCGGUUUCUGGGAAUAAGUAAUGACUCGAUUCAGUUCUCACAUUGAUUCUUGCAAUGUUUGUAUUCAGUCCUAUGAAAACAACAGACUAUUGUAAGAAUGUGAUGCUUUUAAAAACAUGUAUUUGACGUUGAAUAUAUAAAUAAGGCUGAUACUGACAAAGUGGGAAACUGUAAUAAAAUAGUCCCCUGUGGUAAACGUCUAUGUCACGUGACCACUCAGCCCAGAGCACCGCCUCACAGAGCAGCUAUGAUGUGAACUCAGUCUGUGUAAUAAACUCAUAUUUACAGUC